Messenger RNA from Microthlaspi erraticum, 255 nucleotides. NCBI's taxonomy places the organism in Eukaryota, Viridiplantae, Streptophyta, Magnoliopsida, Brassicales, Brassicaceae. The record is from the annotation of a GenBank genome assembly.
AUGGAAGGAAGCUUGGAAGGUAUGCUAAUGAAAGUGAGCAUUUUUGCUCUGGUUCAAGCUCUUGUUUAUCUCAUUCUCUCUAAAUCUUCGAGCGUUUUCUCUAAGUCAAAGACGAUGAAGAGAGCUUACAGUUUCCGGUCAGCGAGAUCAAUCAGCAUCAGCCGAAUUCUGGCGGUUCUUCAAGACAUGCCUGCAGGCGGGGAGAUGUCACCUUCUUCCAUGGGAUUUUCUUCUCUUGCUUCUCCUUCAUCUUAA